AUGGCUGCCAGGACAAGGAUUGCUCAAAGAUGCACUGCUAUCAAGUACCACUUUUCUCAGCCAGUACGCUUACACAAUGCCCCCUUCAACCUUACACAUAUAACCCACCAGGGUGAAUGGCAUCUGUUCCAUAAAAAAAUCAUGGCCGGACUCCCAAGCAUGGCUCCAGCUAUUCUUCUAUUUGGGUGCAUCGUGGCAUCAGUCAGCUUCAUUAGGGAGGAAAGCCCCACCCAGCACACUGCAGGUCUGCCUGGCCUAAUGUUUGAAAUAUUUUGCACCAUAUCUCUGUGCACUUUUGCAGCCAGUGUAUCAUAUGACCUAAACCACCUCCCCACAUGUGUCUAUAAUCUUCCUGAUGAUGUAGAGGGAUAUGUAUUUUGUACUUGGUGCAUUCUGGGAUUUACAGUAGCAGCCAGGUGUCUUUGCACAGCUUACUCAUUUGUUAGCAGAGGCAACAUGCAGCUCAAGUCCACCAGAAACUCCUCGGUCAAGGCAGAAAUACUCUCUCCACCAAGAAAGUUUAUAACACCAAGAAGAUUUAACUUGGUUCCACCUUGUAUGAAGAGCACAAUUGGCAUGGGUGACACUAAACUGGGGGUGGUGGUGGUGGUGGCUACCAUAACAAACAGGAAAAAUGCCACUCGGAGGAGCCCCAGUCAGCCUGAGAGGUAG
Messenger RNA from Calypte anna (Anna's hummingbird), 672 nucleotides. RefSeq names its product transmembrane protein 178A (gene TMEM178A). The record is from RefSeq and is a predicted model, not a curated record. Gene Ontology annotation, cellular component: endoplasmic reticulum membrane. Gene Ontology annotation, biological process: negative regulation of osteoclast differentiation; regulation of cytosolic calcium ion concentration. NCBI's taxonomy places the organism in Eukaryota, Metazoa, Chordata, Aves, Apodiformes, Trochilidae.